ACGGUCAUCAUCUCUGCUCCCUGUUUGGCUCCUUCCAUUAAAUUCAGUCAAAUCCUUCUGCUUGCACACGGGAUUUUCGUUUUUCAAAUAACGCGUUUUUUCCCCCUGCUUUUCUUCUCUAGACUAGAUUUUUCUAUUUGGAUCAACACAUUCUCCAACCGAUCUCAUUCUUGACUCAUCCUCAUUCUCGUCGUCUCUCACAUUCUAUUUCACUGGUUUGGAUGCUGGGAAAAUGGAGGAAAACAAAAAGAAACUUCCAGUCUCAUGGUCCUUGUUCUUAUGGUUUGCCAACCGAGAACUCGGCUAAGCCAAAUAGUUGUAUUGUGCUGAGUGCGAAUUCGGCAAUUUUUUGGAAUAUCAUUGGAAGAAAAAUGGGAGCGGUAUGCUCAGGCGGGAUGAUGAAGCGAAAUUCGGGAAAAAAUUUAGGGUUUUCUGGGAAGCUGAAGAAAGUGAAGAGUUUGGGUAAGCAAAAAGAGGAUUCUUAUUCAUAUUCUAAUCCUAAUGUGGAUGGUUUUGAGAGGACGCCACAGAUGUACGAUCCUGGAGAGCUAUCGUUGAUUUCACGAGAACUAAAACCUUCAACGCCUGCAAGAACAGGGGCAAGCAGGGUGCCCCAGAAGACCUCAUUUCUGGGAAGGGCUGGUGUUGUGGGCCUAGAGAAGGCAGUGGAAGUCUUGGAUACACUGGGAAGUAGCAUGUCAAGUUUGAAUCCCCACAGUGGGUUUGUAUCUGGCAUUGCUUCCAGAGGAAAUAAAAUAUCUAUAUUGGCAUUUGAAGUAGCUAAUACAAUAGCCAAAGGUGCAAACCUACAGCAUUCUCUUUCUGAAGAGAAUAUCCAGUUUCUGAAAAAGGAGAUUUUACAUUCAGAAGGAGUGCAACAAUUAGUUUCCACGGAUAUGACAGAGUUGCUAAGUAUUGCUGCUGCUGACAAAAGAGAGGAAUUUGAUGUUUUCUCACGGGAAGUAAUUAGAUUUGGAGAUUUAUGUAAGGAUCCACAAUGGCACAACCUGGAUCGAUAUUUUUCAAAGUUAGAUACAGAUGAUCCCAGCCAUAAACAACUUAGAGAAGAGAUAGAAGUGACAGUUCAAGAGUUAACUACUUUGGCUCAGCAUACUUCUGAAUUAUAUCAUGAGCUGAAUGCUGUAGACCGAUUUGAACAAGAUUAUCGACGGAAGCUUGAGGAAGUGGAGUCCUUGCAUCUUCCUCGUAGAGGAGAGAGCCUCACAAUGUUACACAGUGAGCUAAAACAUCAAAGAAAGCUUGUAAGGAGCUUGAAAAAGAAAUCGCUUUGGUCUAGAAACUUGGAGGAGAUUGUGGAGAAGCUUGUUGAUGUUGCUACAUUCAUACAUCAAGAGAUCUUGGAGGCAUUUAGAAGUAAUGGUUUGACAUUGACUAUCAAGGAACCUAGCAAUUGCCCUCAAAGACUGGGUGCAGCUGGUCUUUCAUUACACUAUGCCAACAUUAUCAAUCAGAUGGAUAACAUAGCAUCUCGGCCUACCUCCCUUCCUCCCAAUAUGAGGGACACAUUAUAUCAUGGGUUGCCAGCCAGUGUUAAGACAGCACUGCGCUCCCAGUUGCAAGCAGUUGAUGCCAAGGAAGAGCUUACAAUUCCUCAAAUCAAAGCUGAAAUGGAAAAAACUCUCCAAUGGCUUGUUCCAGUAGUAACAAAUACAACCAAAGCACACCAAGGUUUUGGGUGGGUUGGAGAGUGGGCAAAUACUGGGAAUGAGUUUGGCAAGAAGACAACUACACAAAAUAACCUGAUCCGCCUCCAGACGUUAUAUCAUGCAGAUAAGCAGAAGAUGGACCAAUACAUCCUUGAAUUAGUAAUAUGGCUUCAUCGUCUUAUCAACCUAGUAAGACAUAGAGAUCAUGGUUUCAAGCCUCUGUCUACUCGGUCCCCCCCACUCAUAAUGGGCUGGUUUUCCACUCCAAGAUGGAGCGGCUCCCAUCGCUUGAUUAUGUUACCAAAGUCCAUGGGGUAACUUUCUCAGGAGGAUAGAAAUUUGUUGGGAGAAGUUUGCUGGAGAAGGUUGGUUCCUGGAAAAAGCAAAAGUCAGGAAUUUGCCAUGACAAAGAAACGGCCAGAAGUUUUGGUUAUGACCAGGAGUGCUGGCAGCUCCCCAAAUAGGGAGUUGAAUAUAACUCAAGAUAUGGAAUGCCUGAACACUAAUGUUUUAGAUGAAAUGGAUGGGUUAGACACAACAUUGUCUGGGCCUUAAUCACAUUUCAUCCUUGGUGUUAGGUUCAUUUUGAAAAUUAAUUGUUCUCUGUAUCCCUCCCUUCCCAAUUUUUUUUUUUGGUUGAGCUCUCAUUCUAUUGUAUAGACGUUUACCAUACUGGUGUUUUGUAUAAAAUAUACAUAAUAAUUUAUAUAGAAA
Messenger RNA from Vitis riparia (riverbank grape), 2381 nucleotides. Its product is annotated as protein PSK SIMULATOR 2. Gene Ontology annotation, biological process: positive regulation of growth. The record is from RefSeq and is a predicted model, not a curated record. Lineage: Eukaryota; Viridiplantae; Streptophyta; Magnoliopsida; Vitales; Vitaceae.